Messenger RNA from Pelodiscus sinensis (Chinese soft-shelled turtle), 2436 nucleotides. The record is from RefSeq and is a predicted model, not a curated record. Lineage: Eukaryota; Metazoa; Chordata; Testudines; Trionychidae.
UAGUGCCUGGCAAAGAGAAAGCCUCCUGGAAGCAGCCGGGGUGCCUUUAAGAGCUGCGGUGUGGAGUGAUUUGUCAGCAGACCAUUUUCCAUUGUACUUUGGCCCUGUGAGCUGGACACAGAUCUCUCAGGACUGGCGAGGGGCAUGAUGGCUGAAGAUCCCCUGUGCCACCCUGCCCUGGAUCAGACAGCUGGUGAGGAGUUCCUGCAGGAAGCUUUUCAGAUCAUCCUGGAAGAAGCUAUCAGGAAAGGCACAGAUGUGACAGAAAAGGUCUGUGAGUGGAGGGAGCCCCAUGACCUGCAGCAAAUCCUGGACCUGGAGCUGAGGAGCAGCGGGGCUCCCCAGCAGACAAUGCUGGACCACUGCCGGGACAUCAUCCGCUACAGCGUGAAAACAUGUCAUCCGCGUUUCUUUAACCAGCUGUUUUCGGGGCUGGAUCCUCACGCCCUGGCGGGACGCAUGAUCACCGAGACGCUCAAUACUGGGCAGUACACCUAUGAGAUUGCCCCUGUGUUCGUGCUGAUGGAGGAAGUGGUGCUUAAGAAGCUACGGGAGCUGAUUGGCUGGGACAGUGGAGACGGGAUAUUCUGUCCAGGAGGCUCCCUCUCCAACAUCUAUGCCAUGAACGUGGCGCGGUACCAGCGCUUCCCGGACAGCAAGAGGACGGGGAUCUGGGCGCUGCCGAGACUGGCAGUGUUUACUUCACAAGAGAGCCACUACUCUGUCCAGAAGGGGGCAGCUUUCCUGGGCAUUGGCACCGACAACAUCUACCUGGUCAGCGUGGAUGAGAGGGGGAAAAUGAUACCUGCGGAUCUGGAGAGACAGAUCAACAAGGCAAAAUCGGAGGGCGCGUGUCCUUUCUUCGUCAACGCCACCUGUGGCACCACGGUGCUGGGAGCCUUCGACCCGCUGGUGGACGUGGCAGACGUGUGCAAGCGCCACGGGGCUUGGCUUCACGUGGAUGCUGCCUGGGGUGGGAGCGCUCUGGUGUCCAGAAAACACCGACAUCUCCUGGACGGGAUAGAGAGGGUGGAUUCGGUGGCUUGGAACCCCCACAAGAUGCUGAUGACGGGUUUGCAGUGCUCCGCCUUCCUGCUCCGAGAUAGCUCUGGCUUGCUGCAGAGAUGCUACUGCGCCAAUGCCACCUACCUCUUCCAGACUGACAAGUUCUAUGACAUGGCCUACGACACGGGGGACAAGACUGUUCAGUGCGGCCGCAAGGUGGACUGCCUCAAGCUGUGGCUCAUGUGGAAGGCCAAUGGGACCGAGGGGCUGGAGAAGCGAGUGGACAGGGCCUUUGAGUUCACAAGGUACCUGGCUGAUGCGAUGAAGGGAAGGGAAGGGUUCCUGCUGGUGACAGAGCCUGAGUUCAUCAAUCUGUGUUUCUGGUUUGUGCCAGCCAGCCUUCGGGGCAAGCAGGGCUGUGCCGAUUACUGGGAGAGACUGGGAAAGGUGGCCCCUGCUAUCAAGGAGCGGAUGAUGAAGAAAGGGUCCAUGAUGGUGGGUUACCAACCCCUUGGCAGCAGGGUCAACUUCUUCCGCCAGGUCGUCACAAAUCCCAUGGUCACCAAGCAGGACCUGGACUUCUUCCUGGAUGAGAUCGAGAGACUGGGCAAAGACUUGUAGGGAUCCUGCCUCCUGCAUAGUAACAGUAGGACAUCACAUCCACUCUUGCCCAAAGUAUCCUUCUCCACAGCCUCCAGCAAUCACUGCUGUGACAACACAGGUCACCGGACUCAGGGGGGUUAAAUCCCUAGUAUGGUCAGUUACCAGCCUCUCCCACAUGUCUCCAAACACAUUCCACCAGAGGGGAACUCAGCAACUCCCUGUCUGCCUCCCCUGGGUCCUUGGGAGAGAAGGGACAUUGAGAAGGCCCAGAAGAGAGUAACACCUGAGGGGACUGAAGAUGAUAGAAGCCUUUUUGAGAACAUCAGCUUGCACAUUUGGCGAUGCCCUGAGACAGCUCCAUUAAGGCUUCAUGGGACAAGCUGGAAGAGGGUGCUUGGAUACCAGAGGUGAACAUUUCAGCACCACCCUGCAGGCAAGUAGAACAUCACCCUGUGGUGCAAUAUGCCGGGGGCUGACACGUAUGUCCAACACUCAGCUGACCACAGACGAACGGCCGUUGCAGGACAGUCCAGAUGUAGUGUGGAGAUGCCCUGAGCUCUGUGAAACUGGUGUAGAGCUCCACCUGGUUUGACUGGGGCUGCCUCUAAAGAGCCCUCUGAUGUCAAACAGAUCUGCCAAACACCACUUCACGAGCUGCUCCCAGGCGAGUGUGCUGUUCCUUUACUGUUCCUCAUGCUGCCUUCUGCAUUGCUCUGCUGGAAGCAUUCAUGCUUGGUCUAAGCACUUGAUGUCAGUGUGCCUGGUAACUGCCCCCACACCCCCGCAUUUCAUAAGCAGCGUGGCAGUAAAUGUUGGCAUUUGCUUUUA